Molecule: messenger RNA, 1478 nt
Organism: Chrysochloris asiatica (Cape golden mole)
Lineage: Eukaryota; Metazoa; Chordata; Mammalia; Afrosoricida; Chrysochloridae
Gene: FAM111A
Product: family with sequence similarity 111, member A
Exons: 1
Source: RefSeq, a predicted model, not a curated record
AAAUAGAGACUCAGCAAAACAAAGAAAUGCUGGUCCUGGGCAGACAGGGAAUUGAGGGGUACUUAAACCUAGGAAUGCCCCUCAGCUGUAUUCCUGAAAUGUCUCACUUGGAAAUUACAUUUGUCACAAAUAAUAGUAAGCAAGGUAACCAGACGCUUUUUCGGCAUGAUGAAACAGUUACCGCUGAGUGUAUCAAAUUUUAUAUUUAUGCAAUUGGAAAGGGGAGAAAAAGGAUUGUUAAACGCAACAGACUUCACAAUAAAGGAUGCAAACUCUGCGUCUAUGCUUUUAAAGGAGAAACCAUCAAGGAGGCGCUGUGCAAGGAUGGCAGGUUCCUUACCUUUCUGGAGAAUGAUGAUUGGAAGCUCAUCGAAAGCCUGGAAUGUGUUUUAGAAAGCACACAGUCAGUCGAUGACUUAGAGGGCAAGUUCUUUGAGGUUGAGUUUGAGAAAAAAAUGAGCCUUCGGGCAACAGCCUCUCAGAAUUCUGAGUCAGAGCAAAGAGACAUCCAUGUGACCAGUUCACAAAUUGUGGACCAGUAUCCCAGUUUGAAAGGAGAAAGUGACAAAAUCAGAAAACACUUCAACCAAAAAAUGAAAGCAAACAAGAAUAAAAAGUCAUUGUUCAACUUGCAUAAAGCAAAUUUUGGGAAACUGGUCAGCAACUCAAUUACGAUAAAAGACCACAAAUGUUUUUCUCAUUUUGGUCAAUCCGUUGGAUAUAUAUAUAGUAAAAAUUUUUGUGGCACCUGCUUUGUUUUAAAAGGACCGUACAUUAUUACUUGUCAGCACGUGAUAGAUAUGAUUAUAGGAGAUGGUGUAGAGCAACAUCUCUGGUUAGAAUUAAUUAGUAAGUAUGCAAGGGUGACGUUUGAUUAUGAAGACUACACAGAAAAAGAAAAGAAUUCCUUUUUUCUUGACUCUUUUCUGUUGACUGGUGCAACUUUGGAUUAUUGUAUUCUGAAGCUGAAGGAAAAUGGACAACAGGUACCUUCAGGACUGUAUAAUAGAAUUGCUUCUAUACCACAUAGUGGGUUAGUGUACAUUAUCGGCCAUCCAUAUGGAAAGGAAAAGUCUACUGAUAAUUGUUGUGUAAUCCCUCUGGGUCAGCGAGAAAAAGCAUGUCAGGAUCAUUAUCUUCAAAAUAAAGAAGCAGUGGAUAGCAGUGGUCAGUUUGUCCAUAUGCAUACUAUGAACAGCUUUAAGAAUAUAUUUAACAAUCCUCAUGUGAUUACGUAUGAUACUAGUUUUUACUUUGGGUCUUCUGGUUCCCCAGUGUUUGAUCCAGAUUUUUCAUUAGUGGCCAUGCAUACCGCUGGCUUUGCCUAUAACUACGGCAAAGGUAAUAUUUGUAGUAUCAUUGAGUUUGGUAUUAGCUUGGGAUCCAUCCUCCAAGAUAUUAAGGAAAACCACCGAGAGUGGUAUGAAUCAAAAUAUAUGGCUUCCAAGGAUAUAGAAAUGAUAAGUGAUGAAGACUGA